CUCAUACAUAAUCACUUUGGUCCGCCGCUUUCUUCCUUUCUCCCUCCUCAACCACCUCUUUUCUCUUUAUAAAAAUCAACGGUUCUCCAAAUUUCUCAGUGGUUCGAGACAUAUCAUAAAAGAAUGUUGCAGCACCAAGAACUCGCUCUUCUAAGAAGCUUCAGCUGCAACACAAGAAAGAUCAGCCCAGAGACCUCUCCGGCGCGUAGGUUACACGCCCGUUCUCGUUCUUCCUCCUCCUCCUCCUCCUUGAUCCCACCCAUCCCUGAGCAUGAACUCUUCCUCGUACCUUUCCACAGCGUCACCUCCUCCUCACGUGCCAUCAUCAACCUCGUUAACCUACCGCCAUCUCCUUCCUCCUCCGGUGUUUCUAACCAGCUGAUCACCGGAAAAUCCUCUUCCCUCGGGAGAAGGGUCACCGGGACUUUGUACGGACACAGAAGAGGCCACGUCACGUUUUCAGUCCAGGACGGUCCGAGAGCCGAACCCGUGUUUCUCUUAGACCUAGCCAUGUCAACGGAAACUCUAGGCAAAGAGAUGUCGUCAGGGCUCGUCAGGAUCGCGUUGGAGUGCGAGAGGCGUCACCGUUCGGGGAUGACUAAGCUUUUCCACGAGCCCAAGUGGACCAUGUAUUGCAACGGCAGGAAGUACGGUUCCGCGGUGUCGCGUUUCGGAGCGUGCACCGAGAUGGAUUUGCGCGUGCUGAAUACCGUGUCGAGUGUAACGGUUGGAGCCGGAGUUAUUCCGACGGCGAAUGACGUGUCCGGUGGUGGAACGGAGCUUGGGGAGUUGUUGUAUAUGAGAGGUACAUUUGAACGGGUCGUGGGGGGUCGUGACUCGGAGGCGUUUUACAUGAUGAACCCUGACGAAAACGAUGGUCCCGAGCUCAGUAUUUUUCUUCUUCGAUUAUGAAAAAAUGAUUUUUCUUAAGAGAGAGAGUUACUUGACUUUUAAAAUUAUUUGAAAAUGUCUUAAUUAACUUGUUAUUAUAUAGUGAAUGAUUGCAAUGUUAUUAUAUAGGUUAGUUUCUAAUCUCUUGCUUAUCAGAUGUGGUGUUUUUGUUGUUGUUGUUUUUAAUUACAGCAAUUUUCUGUAUUUUGGUUUUUGUUAAA
Messenger RNA from Brassica oleracea var. oleracea, 1112 nucleotides. Its product is annotated as protein MIZU-KUSSEI 1-like. The record is from RefSeq and is a predicted model, not a curated record. Bases 124 to 912 code for a protein of 262 amino acids. Gene Ontology annotation, biological process: hydrotropism. The transcript has a single exon. Lineage: Eukaryota; Viridiplantae; Streptophyta; Magnoliopsida; Brassicales; Brassicaceae.